Aquila chrysaetos chrysaetos is the source of this 2465-nucleotide messenger RNA. RefSeq names its product GINS complex subunit 3 (gene GINS3). The transcript is spliced from 3 exons. Gene Ontology annotation, cellular component: GINS complex. The record is from RefSeq and is a predicted model, not a curated record. Gene Ontology annotation, biological process: mitotic DNA replication initiation. NCBI's taxonomy places the organism in Eukaryota, Metazoa, Chordata, Aves, Accipitriformes, Accipitridae. The coding region runs from base 119 to 757 and encodes 212 amino acids.
CCACCGCGCAUGCGCGACGCCGCUCCGUCCGGCGGCGGGAGGGGCUCGACCGGCUGCGCGGGAGGUGCCGCGGGAGUCCCGAGGCGCCGGGGCCGGUCCGGUGCCCGCUCGCCCGGCCAUGUCCGAGGCGUAUUUCCCUGUGGGCCCCGGGCUGGGCCCGGAGGAGAAUUUCCUGUCGCUGGACGACAUCCUGAUGUCUCAGGAGAAGCUGCCGGGCCGCGCCGAGAGCAGCCUGCCGCGUCUGGCUUUCGCGCUGGGCCCGGGGGCCGGCACUGGCGACUCCAUCCCUGAGGGAUCAAAGCUGGAAAUACCUCUGUGGCUUGCUAAAGGUCUACAUGACAGCAAAAGAAGAAUCAUUUCUGUGGAACUGCCAAAGAUUUACAAGGAAGCCUGGAGGACAGUGUUCAGCGCUGAUGCCAACGUGGUUGAUCUGCAUAAGAUGGGGCCAUACUACUAUGGAUUUGGCUCCCAGCUCCUGAAUUUUGACAAUCCAGAGAAUCCUGAGAUAGCUCAGAGUAUCCUGCAGACAUUUAUUAGCCGUUUUCGUCGUAUCAUGGACUCCUCUCAGAAUGCCUACAACGAGGACACAUCAGCACUGGUGGCUCGGCUGGAUGAAUUGGAGCGAGCCUUAUUUCAAGCUGGCCAGAAAGGGCUGAAUGACUUCCAGUGCUGGGAAAAGGGACAGGCUUCUCAAAUCACAGCUUCAAGUCUGGUCCAGAAUUAUGGGAAAAGAAAGUUCACAGAUAUGGAUGGUUAAAAGCCUGAAGAACAUGCAGCUACAGUGGGGGACACUGAGAGAUUUACAGUCUGUCUGUCAGAGAAGAGAAAGAUGAAUCAGCUUUGCAGAAGGACAGGCUCCCUGUCCAUUAAUGGGAAUUCUUCUCUAGAACAUCUUCGGAUUAGACCAGUGCAAAUUUUAAAGGCAGACGGCAAGGGUAUAAAAAAUAGAUUGCAUCACAUCACUGGAUAGCUUUACAGCUUACUCAUACCACUCCUGAGGAUUUGCAGUUAAAAGUGUUUGCUAGGUGGCUGAAAGGGUAUGAGAGGAUUUUCUAAAGGGGUAAUUAAUAUUUAUUAUUCUUUAUCUUCCAAAUUGAUAUUUACAAUACUGAAUCUGUUUGGAAAAAAGUGUAAUUCUAUGUAUUUCAUCUUGUCCUUCCCAUUCCAGCCUCCUGGGAACAAGUGUUUCCAUGUUCCCUGUUCUUUGGAGAGCCUCAAUGAUGUGCAAAAAAAUGUGCUACAAACCGCAUUGAAUUUUUCCCAUUUCUAAUACAUUGAGGUGGAACAGGUACUCUUUGUGAGGCAGGAAUGUUUUUCUUUGCUGACUUUUGUACACAGUGUUAGUGCCCCAGGGAAAAAUACCUCCUCUAACCCAUGUAGCAAGCGAAGUGGCUGGACAGGUCUCAUGUGCCGCCUCAUCCUCUCCCUUUCAGCCCUUGUGGUCUUGAUGCUGCACAGGGUGGAGAAUGUUCUCGUUUGAUGCGAGUGGCUUUGGCAAUGGAUGCAUCUCUAUGAUAGGUGUUAAGCUCCUCCGCUUGUUUUACAGAGGAGGCAACAGAAGUCAACAAAGAGUCUGGACCGUAUCAGAAGCAGCAACUUUAAUGGAAACUCUCCCCCAUUAUCAACCUCUGAGCCAUCUGUUUUCCCAUGAGAAAUUCUUCUGAUUACUAAAUUUGGUUAGUAGAAGAGACAGAGCAAAUGAACUGAGUUUCCUUUCUUCUGAUCCAUCUAAAUGAUUCUAGCAAAAUGAUCCUAGUAAAUGUCAUUCUUGCCCGUAGAAGUGACUGGAGUUGGAACUUGCUAAUCAGCACAGUGGUUAUCACCCCAUGUGGAUGCCCUUAAACUUAGAUUAUCUGAAGUCCCAUUGGAUUGGAGACAGAAAACAGAUUGUUAUCUCUGUAGGGCGUAGUUCCCACAAUCAUCAGGAUGGUCGUCCUUUGGAAGCAGGUAUUAGAUAUCUUAUGGGUGCUUCUGAGCAUCUGUAGCAGGUGGACCUUGCAGAGUACCUAAGCGGAGGAGCCAGAUUGUAAUGAUACUGAGCGCUUCCUCUUCUGUGGGAAUCACUGGGAGGUGGCAGCAAGAUCCAGACCUUGGAGGAGUUGUUACUGGACUUGCAGAUGCACCUGGAUAUCGGAUACUUCAAGCUGGAAACCUCAAGUACAAAGGGUGCGUGGCCAUCCCUUGGCGAGAGGACUGAAAGCUCUGCCUCUGGAGGUGGUGAGAGGGGACAGUGUGCUGGCUUCACACGCACCUUGGUGUCUCCACCUCAGCUGCACUGGGCCAGCUGUCCUGCCACAGGAGACUAAUUGGAAGCUGUGCCUGACAAAGUAUUUCAAGUAUGUGCAAGAUCAAAUGCAGCUGAACUUAAUGACUUAAUGGCACAUAAUAGCCUAUGUAUUUUCAUGAGGUUUUUGUCUAUUGUCCAUUUCUGGAUUUUUAUUUUGAAUAAAUAUUUUGUAAGGGGA